This is a messenger RNA of Cyprinus carpio (common carp), 1369 nucleotides long. It is a transcript of the gene her1, whose product is annotated as hairy-related 1. The transcript is spliced from 4 exons. Gene Ontology annotation, biological process: anterior/posterior pattern specification; regulation of transcription by RNA polymerase II; regulation of neurogenesis. The coding region runs from base 83 to 1090 and encodes 335 amino acids. Gene Ontology annotation, cellular component: nucleus. The record is from RefSeq and is a predicted model, not a curated record. Gene Ontology annotation, molecular function: DNA-binding transcription factor activity, RNA polymerase II-specific; RNA polymerase II cis-regulatory region sequence-specific DNA binding; protein dimerization activity. NCBI's taxonomy places the organism in Eukaryota, Metazoa, Chordata, Actinopteri, Cypriniformes, Cyprinidae.
AGAGUUUGCGAGGACAUUUACCACAGUAGAAGAAUUUUCUUGAGAAACACGGACCAACGGGAAUAUACGUUUUCAGCAGAUCAUGGUUACUCCAAAAAUGGCAAGUCGACGACCAACGAAAAGAAUCUUGAAGCCGGUUAUAGAGAAGAAACGGAGAGACCGGAUUAAUCAGCGUUUAGAUGAGCUGCGAACGCUUCUCCUGGAUAACACUCUAGACACGCGACUUCAAAACCCUAAACUGGAGAAGGCUGAAAUUCUGGAAUUAACUGUUGAAUACAUUCGGACAAAAGCCACAGUUGCGAGAGAUAGGCCUAGUCAAGACUCAGACCCACAUGAUGCUAAUGCUCCGACUCUGUUUUUGAGGAGACCCCACAUACCCUUCGCUUCAGUCCCUGAGCCCAUCAAUGUCCAGAAGCAGAUGCCCUCCAAUCCUAUCUACAAAGCCGGUUUUAGGGAGUGUAUCUCCCGUCUGACCAGCUUCAUCGAAUGUGUAGAGCCUUCCCAGCGAGACAGCUUUGUUCAAGGCCUGUGUCACCAUCUUGACUCCUACAGCAGUACUCUUUCCCAGUGUAGAGUUUCCAGCCAAGCUGCCCACCGUCCAUGGAUCCCAAAUGCGGAGUUGACAUGCAGGACGGACGUCCAUGCGAUAGGACCCAUGAGAACCAGCACUGAGCCAUUUUCCUACACCAGUAGUUUGUAUCCUCAAUCUUUUAUGCUCCAUCCCACAGGACAGGCCAUGACACAUCCCUACCUCUCCCCUCCAUACUCCAUCUCUCCUCCACCCUCUCCUUGUUACACAAGUAGCUCUCCUCCCUUCUCCAGCUCUCCCUCAUACCUCUCUGUCCCCUGCCAUUUCCCUUUCCCUCCCACCAUCUCUCCACUUUCCAGUGACUCUUCAUCUUCGUCAUCAUCGUCCUCUAUCAGUUUCUCAGCCCCUGCUCUGCCUGUAGCCCCAGGACCUCAUGUUCAGGCCUCGGUGGGCUCCCCCACUCCAGUGCGACCCACUGGCUCGUCUCCCUCCUGCCAACCCCAGACUCUGAGAAGAGCUCUGUUCCAGAACCAGCCACAGUCUUUGUGGAGGCCCUGGUGAGCAAAACUCAAAACACUUAGUGACUCAAAGCAACAGCUUCCCAUCAGAGUUCUGCAGGAGUUGAGGAUGCUUGUGAAAGAGGCUGGGAUUCACAUGGAAAAGACAUGGAAGCGAGUGUCCUGGGCAUGUGUACAUUAGUAGCUCUGUGAUAAUCGCACAUGACUUACUGUAUACAAAUUGUUUAAUAUAUUUAUUUGUUCCCUAUUGUACAUUGUAAAUUAAUUGUACUUUUUUUUCACGAUAUAUAUAUAUUUAUAUAUAAUUUUGUUAAUUUGUAUG